Tarenaya hassleriana is the source of this 1090-nucleotide messenger RNA. Its product is annotated as putative TrmH family tRNA/rRNA methyltransferase. The record is from RefSeq and is a predicted model, not a curated record. Bases 95 to 757 code for a protein of 220 amino acids. The transcript is spliced from 4 exons. Gene Ontology annotation, biological process: RNA processing. Gene Ontology annotation, molecular function: RNA binding; RNA methyltransferase activity. Lineage: Eukaryota; Viridiplantae; Streptophyta; Magnoliopsida; Brassicales; Cleomaceae.
UGUGGUUUAGGUCUGCUAUUCUAUUCUGCCCAAAAACCCUCGCAUCAACCGUCCCUGACUGCAGAGUAGAGUUCAGAAGAAGAAGAAGAAGAAGAUGGUGGGAUUCGAGAGCUACGUUGUGGUUCAUAACAUUGCGAAGCGGCACAACGUCGGAACACUUGCUCGGAGCGCGACGGCGUUUGGCGUAACGGAGCUGAUCCUCGUCGGUCGUCGGGACUUCAACGCCUUCGGCAGCCAUGGAUCCUCCUCUCACGUUCGCUUCCGCCAUUUUCACUCACUCCUCGAUGCUCGCGCCUUCCUCCAGGAGAAAGAUUGCGAUAUCUGUGGCGUCGAGAUUACAGAAGGAGCUGUUGCCGUCAACGAGCAUCCAUUCAAGAGGAACACAGCUUUUCUUCUGGGCAAUGAGGGAACAGGGCUGUCCUCUAAGGAAUGUGAAAUAUGCGAUUUCUUCGUAUAUAUUCCCCAAUAUGGCUGUGGCACUGCCUCUUUGAAUGUUACAGUUGCAGCUUCUAUUGUUUUGCAUCACUUUGGAGUUUGGGCUGGAUUCUCUGAACGAGUUCGUGAUGGAAGCAAAUUUGUAGUGGCUGAUAAGCCCGUAAGACAAGGCAGACGUAAUUUCUGUGCUGAAACAGAAGAAUCCAUCAUUGAAGAGCGAAAGUCCAGGAAAGAAAGUGCUUUAAUCGGGUUUUUUGAUGAUAAUGGGAAUGAGCAUUCAUCUUCUUCUGACCUUCUUAACGGUUUGUUCAUUGACGAGUAGCUUUCACGACAAAAAAAAGAAGGCAUGGUUGAGCCAGCAACUGCCCCUUCAAGAUAUCUUUUACGUGGGUUAGCUGCUUAGGUGCUUGUUCAUUCUUGAGGGUCCAGAAAUUAGUCUUUAAGUAGUUCAUAAUAUCCAGCUUUACCUGAUCUGAGUUAUACACAAGCUUGCAAUUUUUGUUUUGCACAAGUUCUCCAACUAUUGAGUAACUCUACUCUAGGAAUUCGGAUGGUGUGUAAGGGUAGCUGUAACAAUGAAAGUUAUUCUAUCUUGAGUCUUCCAAACACAAGAUUUAUUGUUCUGUUCGAUAUGAUCACGCUAUCAUUUCUCUUC